This is a messenger RNA of Pogonomyrmex barbatus (red harvester ant), 7410 nucleotides long. RefSeq lists its product as uncharacterized. NCBI's taxonomy places the organism in Eukaryota, Metazoa, Arthropoda, Insecta, Hymenoptera, Formicidae. The record is from RefSeq and is a predicted model, not a curated record.
AUUAUUUAUACAGUCAACGAUAUUCGUUGCCGUUCGAGUAGCGUAACUGUUGGAUUCAAAUUCAUGUUGACGGAAACACGUGUCUUUAGUAACCUUUCUUUUGCGUUUGUCUGUUUUCCUUUCGGUUUUUUUACGAUAUUACUUUUCGUUUGAUAUUUAAUUUGAAGGAUCGCGAUGUCGCGUUCCACGAAGAGUUCUGAUGAAGACUUUGAGCCGAAAGCGGCUACUCAUAUGCAGACUCGAAAACUUACUGUACAAUCAAAACUUACUGUACAAUCUGUGGUGAACUCUCCAUUGCGUCGCAGUAGUAGAAUAAAGCAGAAUAAAUAUUCACCAGGUUCACCUGACAGUGAUAACAGUAAUAUCAGUAUUAAUCAACCAACCCGGAGCACUAGAUCACGAACAGCGACUAUGGAUUCUAAUACCUCAGAGACAAUGAAGCUACGUGUUAGAAAGCAUUCCAUUUCUUCAGAUAUCAGUGAGAUGAUAGAUGUUGAUGUUGUACAAACACCUACAAAACGAACUACACGGAAAACGACUACUAUAACUUCUGUCAGCACACCUACCAGAGUUAACACUCGAGCUAGCAAGCGCCAUACACGUGCUGGUUCUGAGAUACAAUCACCAUUGCCAACAACUAGAACACGUAGAACAAGAGCUAGCUCUGUUGAUCCGGAAUCUUUGUCUGAUCAAAGUAAAAGUUUACCUAAUACACCAAUUAAAACACGCAGACGAGCAUCUGUAGUGCCAUCAAGUUCUCCAGUCAAAGAGCAAACCGAAUUGGAAGAUCAUAUUCCUCAUGUGCGAGUGAUAGAUUCUACGAUAGUCGAGACUGAAGAAAUUACAAAUUCAGAAUAUUCAAAUACUUCGCAAGAUAAAGCACCACAUUUUGAACAAAACCAGCACUUUAACAAAAAACGUUUAAGUAUGGAUGAGGAUGAAGUGAAAGAUGAUUGUGAUCAUGAGUUUUCAAUUGAUUUGGCAAAAUCAGAUGAAACACUCAAAUUAUUAAAGAAGAAUGAUGAAAUACAAGUUGAAGAUAUGGAUGAAGCAGUGAAUAUAGAGAAUACUCUUGCUGAGGAACAAAGUAGAUCUGAAAAAACUGUACAGUCUGACAAUGAUAUAAUUGAUGUAAUCACGUAUGAUAAUUCUCAAAGUUCUUCUAUAAGUUUCUGUAAAAAAGGAGACAAAGAAAUUGUGAAAGAGAAUCUAUCAGAUACAGAAAAAUCGUUAACUAACGUAUGUAAAUCUGAAGAAACAUCUGAAGAAACAAGUGUUACAACCGACCAUUCGUUGAAUGUUUCUAUUGAAGAGAUAAAGAAUAAUAUUUCUAUCGAAGAGAUAAGAAGCAACAAAGAAAAUCAAACAGUAAAUAUUAUUGCCAAUGUGCCAGCAGAAAAAAAUAUGCAGUCUAAUGUGACAUCUACAACCAAAUCUCUUGCUUCGCCUCUUAUGAAUAAAUCGUUAAAUGAAAAAGAAACUAAACUUACGAAAAGAGAAUUGAAUUUAGAUAAACGACGUCAUUCAAGAGAAUCAAUGGGACACACCGAUCUAUUAAAAAAACCUACUGAGAGUUCUCAGGAAAUGAUGGAUAUUUCUGUAGAAUCUUUAAGUUCAACUGAUUCAAAUGAAAUAAUUUUGUCAAAACAUGAUAGUAUAGAGAUAAUCAAAAAAGAUAAUAAUAAUGAUAAAUUAUCCAUCGAAAAUAUAAAUACAUCUAUUCACAAAGAGGAUACAACGAAAAUGAUCAAUGAAUCAGAUAAAAUCGAUAAAAUAGAAUGUAUUAUUACAGACAACAAAACUAAGAACAUUGAGUCGAAUGAAGUGGAUAAAACAUCACGUUUAUCUAUAAGUCGAAAUAUAAAUAAAGCGAUAAGUGAUAGCAAAGAAAGUUUGACUUCUAUUGUUACUACAGAUGAUAAAGAAGAACAAAGUCCGCGUCAAGACGAAAAUGAAGUUUCAUCGAAUGUAUGCCUUGAGCUUGAUAGCUCCAUAGAUUCACAAAUUCCAUCACCAAUCAAGGAAAGUUCCAACAAUAAGUCCAUUGCAAUGGAUAAACAAUCAGUUGGAAUUCAGAAUGAAGCAAUCAACUGUGAUUCUCCUGAUUCCACAAAACAGAAACAGGAAAGUUUAUCUGAACAUGUAACAAAAUCAGCAUCCAAUUCCAACAAUGUCCUGGAAAGAAGUAAUUCUACAGGCGACUCGAACGAAAAUGAUACAAUAAUUCAAGUUGAGCGACUUUCUGACGUAGAAGUUUCUGAAAAAUCCGCAAUAGAUAUAUCAAUUGAAAAAACGGAUGCAGUAGACACUUCGUUCAAAAAAGCUAUAAAACAUGGUUUAAAACGAAAGAGCGUAGAUAUAUUAAAUAAUUUGGAAACAGAAAAGGAAAGUUCGCCAUUGAAAGCAAAUCAAAAAGAUCAAGAAGAUUUGGAAAUUGUUGAUGAUGUUUCUGAUAUUAAUGUCGCUAUCAGUUUAUUCCAAAAUAUUCCUGCUGACAAAUGGGAGGAGGAAAAUGAUAUUAAGACCGAUUCUGUACAACCUACUUCCCAAACAGUGAAAGAGGAGAAAAAUGAGAACGAACUUGAAAACGAAGAUCUUAUUUUGGUGAACAAACAGGCAUGGUUAACAGCUGAAAGCAUAAAAGCCGCAAAAGAAGCAGAACCUUUCGAAUAUGAUUCUGAUGAUACCGUAUUAUUGAAAAGUAAACUAGACGUGAUACGAAUGAAUUAUGCUGAAAAACUAGACAUUAUAGAUGAAGAAUCAAUGGAUGUCGAUAGCGAGGGAAAAAAACAAAUUAAAAGGCAAAAAUCAAGAACUAAAAAGAGACUCGUAACUGAAAUAGAUGAAGAUUUUUCUGAGAAUGAAGAUAAUUUAGUCACUGUCGAUAAAUCUUUAAAUGAAUCCAAAACUGCAUUAAAUCAAUCCACUUCCGAGUUAAAUAGAUCUGAACAGUCAGUAAGAAUAAGAGACCAGUCUAUCAAAGUAAACGAUGAAUCAAAUAAAGAAAUUGGAGCUGAUAUAAGCAGAUCAAAUAGAAACUCUCUAAGAAAUAAGAAAAAUAUAUCUUUGCGAAAAUCAAUAGAAGAAAGAAAAUCAUUGAAUACAUCUUCGAAAGAUACAUCUAUGCAAAAUACUUUUGAAUGUCAAUCUCGAAUACAGGAUUCAGAGAAAAAACUUGAUUUAGAUGCACAUAAAGCGAAAAAAUUACAAAAGAAGAAACAUUCUUUAGAUAAGUCGUGUAACAAAGAUGCAGAUAAUGAUAUAACGGAAUCUGAAGAAAACAAUCUAUCUAUCAAAAAUAAUACUAAAAAAGUUAAAGAUACAUCCUUAGAUCGUUCCGUGGAUCAAAAAUCAAAGUCAGCAAAUAUCGAGCCGUCGAAUAAUGAUGAAAGCGAUGAUAACGAUAUAAACAUACCAGCUAUGGAUCUUGGACCAAAAACUUUAUCUACAAUAGCGAAUGCAGGAUCGGAUACAGAAAAUAGUAUUCAAAAUGAAUAUUAUUUAAGUAUUCCACGUUUUUUAUUUAAAAAAACAAAUGAAAGUAACGAUAGCGAUGAUGAUAGCCUUGACAUCGCUGGCAAUACUGACAUCACUGGCAAUACUGACAUCACUGACAACACUGACAACACUGACAACACUGACAACACUGACAACACUGACAAUACUGAUGAUACUGAUGAUGAGUAUUCUGAUAUUAACAAAGAAUAUAAUCUAGAUGGAGCGAAACAAAAGUUCGACGAUGAUGACGUACCUGCUGAUGAGUGCAGAGCUUCGGAAGUAGAAUUUUCAGAUUCUGAUGACAAUGGAUCAGAUCUUGCAGACUUUAUAGUUGAUGAUGAUGAAAUAGAAGAUGAAGUACAAGAAGAAAAAGAUGAUGCAAAAGAUAUACAAGAAAUUUAUUCUUUAUUUCUAGAAGACACAGAAGAAGAUGACGAAAGUGAAAAGGAUCAAAGUAUGAAAGAGGAUGAUGAAGCUGCACAAGAAGAAGUAGAAAAUAAAGAACAUAUUGAUGAAGCAAAUAUGGAAAGUGAAAAUGAAGAAAAUGAAGAUGUGCAGGAAAAAGAUAAUGUAAUGAACGAAAAAGAGGAUAUGGAUGAAAAUAUCUUAUUUUAUGAAAAUGAAACAAAAGCGAAACAAGACAUUGAAGUAAAGAAAACUGGAAAGACUGUCUUUUUGAGUAAUUCGCCAAUUAAAAAGAAAAAGAAGUCUGAUACAAAGAAGGAUGGAAGUCUUUUGUUAGAUACAUCUAACUUAAUAUCUUCAGGAAUUGAAAAGAAAAACAAAUGGAAUGAACAGUUACAUGAAGUUGAAUUUAAAAACGUACGCAAAUUAAUAAACUGUAGUACUCCAAAUCUUAAUAUCAGAAAAAAAUGUGAGAUUGAUGAAGCAUUUAAAACAUACGGGAGAAAUUCAGAAGACAUUAAGUCAGAUACAAGUAUACAAGCAAUACUUAAUACUUCGCUUCAAAAGAAGAAAUCAAAGAAAAACUAUUCAUUAAAUAAAGAUAUCAGUUUGAACGAACUUAAUGAUACAGAUAAAGAAAAAAUGUUAAAUAAUAAGAUUUCACCUGAUUUAAUGAAAUUGCUAAAAAACGCAAAUACAUCAAAACUAUCUUCCAAAAUAAAAUCAUGUAGAAUGCAUACACUGAAUAUUACUGAUCCUGAAACACCUACGAUAAAACAUCUCAGAAAAGAAAAAUUAAACGAAAGUGAGCCGACAUUGAAAUUGAAUACAGAUGUAAGUUUAUUAAAGAAAAAAUCUAAAAUGAUGCAAGAUACUGCGCAAACAAAAAUGAAGAAUAAAAUAACUGAUGUGAUAACACUAUCUGACAAUGACGUACAAGAACUUAGUCAAAAAAUACCGAAAAGCAAUGAAAAAGAAAUGUUAAGUGAAAAUAUUACCGAUAAAAUCAUAUCUCAAGGCGAGGUAGAAUUAGAAAUUUCUAAAAAGAAGAAACCAAGUGCCAAGUUUAGUCAGUUAACUGUUGCAAAGGAUAAUAUCGAUAAAAACGCAUGUCAAAUCAAUGAGAAGAUGAAGAAAAAGAAGAAACGAGAAAUUUCAGAAGAAAAUAUUGAUAAAAUCUUAUCUGAAUCUUCAACAAAAUUAAAGAAGAAGAAGAAGUAUGACAAAUUAACUCAAUUGGAUAUUAUAGAGAAUAACAUCGGCAAAAAUGCGUGUCAAAAUGAGAAAACAAAGAAAAAGAAGAAACGAAAAAUAGAAGAAAAUACCGAUAAAAUUUUAUUUGAAGAUUUAACAAAAUUAAAGAUUUCUGAGAAGAAGAAACGUAACAAAUUUGCUCAAUUAGAUGUUGUAGAGAAUAACGCCGGCGAAAACGUGUAUCAGAUUAAUGAGAAAAUGAAGAAAAAGAAGAAACGAAAAACAGAAGAAAAUAUCGACAAAAUCUUAUCUGAAGAUUCAACAAAAUUAAAGAUUAAGAAAAAACGUGAUAAAUUUGCUCAAUUGGAUGUUGUAGAAGAUAAUACUGACAAAAACGCGUGUCAGAUCAAUGAGAAAGCAAAGAAAAAGAAAAACGAGAAACAUCAGAAGAGAAUACCGAUAAAGUCUUAUCUGAAGAUUCAACAAAAUUAGAUUCCUAAGAAGAAACCUAACAAACUUGUUCAAUUGAAUGUCCUAAAUAAUAAUACCGACGAAAAUGCGUGUCAGCUCGAUGAAAAAGCGAAGAAAAAGAAGAAACGAGAAAUAUCAGAAGAAAAUAAUUUUGAUAACAUUUUAUUGAAAAAGGCAUUAAGAUUAAACUUACUUAAAAAGAAGGAGCGUUUAAAGCUUAAUCAGUUAAAUUCUGAAGAAGAUAGCACCCGUGAAAAUGUAUAUCAGAUCAGUGAAAAAAUGAAGAAAAGAAAGAAACGAGAAGCAUCAGAGGAAAAUAUUUUCGAUAAAGUUUCACUGGAAGAGACAGUAGAAUUAGAAAUUCCUAAAAAAAGAAAACGUAUCAAGUUUAAUCAAUUAACUGUUGAAAUGAAUAAUGCUCCCGAAGAUGCAUGUCAGAUUAAAAAAGAGAAGAAGAAACAAAUUAAUGUAACUGAACAAGAUAAAGAUAUAAGCGAAGAUAAUGUAUUUGAAACAAAUAUUCACAGAAAUAAAACGAAGCUAGCACAGCACAAGAAAAAAAAUAAAAUGUUAAGUAAUUUAGAGUUAAAUCCAACCGUAGAAGAAUAUAUGAUGAAAAAAGAAUCUGAUCGGCAAAAGAGAGCAAAAAAUAUCGAAACUUUGCAAACAGAAAAGUCGCUGAAGAAGAAAAGAAAGAAAGAAACAGAAAGCUUGCCAGUACAGAUUGAAAUUUCAAAAUUAAUGUCUAAGAAAAACUUGCCUAAUACACUACGAGUACAAGAUAUUGCAUCGGGUACGACUGAAUCAAAAAAUGAAGUCUUUGUUAAAGCGCGAGACCAAGCACUAGAAGCUAUCCGAGCUGCAGAAACGUGUGUUAAAACUUCUAAAGUUAAAAAAGAAAAAAAUAAUCAAGUCAAAGAUAUCGAAGAUGCUAUUCACGUGGAUGUCCCUAUCAAGAAGAAAAAAAGAGUAAAAGAAACAAGUAAACCAUCAAGUGGCUUAAAACGUCUUUCAAACGAUGUAAUUGAGAAUCUUGUAGAUACGCAUAAGAGCAAAGAAAAACAAAGAAUUUCGCGAAGCAAAGAGCGAAUCAUACCGUCUGUGUCAACGAAUAAAUUGAAAAUAAAGACCGAGCAUGAUGACUCAUUUACCACGAGUUCCUCUGGUAUUACAAAAUUCAAUGUGACCAACUUGCAGAAGAUUAAGAAACAAUUGCCAAAAAGCUCAAAUAGCUCAAUAACUACUUUUAAGGAGUUCAUGUUUGCUAUGAAUAACCGAGAACCAAUUUCCGCUUGCAUAUGGAAUAGGAAAUUGUAUGAAUGUAAUGAUAAAUAACGGAUUUUUGUAAUGCAUGUUAAAUGUUAUUUUAAUUUUACAUUUUGAACGUAUAUAUUUUAAUAUUUUUGAUAUUCUUGCAAAAUAUGAUGAAACACGUGAAAUGAAAUUUUGUUUUUUGAUUUUGUCGCUGUUUGACACAUUUCAUAGAAAAUGUCUAAUAGUUUUCGAUUGCAUUGAUUGCAUUGGGUUUUGAUCACUCUAAGACCGAUUACUGAUAUCGUAGUGCGAUUCUUCCACUAUCAAAACCCACUGCAAUCGAAAACACUAUAAAAAUAUUAUUUUAUAUCAUCCUGUACAUCAAGAUUAUCAAUUCAACAAACAUCAACAGAAGAUCAAUUGUAGUUGUUUCAGUUGUUUUUCAUAUCAUUUCACGAUAUUUAAUGUAUUUUGUAUGUGAUAGAUUGUUCCCAUUUAUUGAAACUUAUGAAAUAAGGAAUCCAAGAUGUUCGUGUAAAAAUAAGCAUUUAAAUAUAAAACAAAAUAAAUAAAAAAUAUAAAAUGUUA